Messenger RNA from Fragaria vesca subsp. vesca, 819 nucleotides. Its product is annotated as ferredoxin-thioredoxin reductase catalytic chain, chloroplastic-like. NCBI's taxonomy places the organism in Eukaryota, Viridiplantae, Streptophyta, Magnoliopsida, Rosales, Rosaceae. Bases 266 to 706 code for a protein of 146 amino acids. Gene Ontology annotation, molecular function: oxidoreductase activity, acting on iron-sulfur proteins as donors. The record is from RefSeq and is a predicted model, not a curated record. The transcript is spliced from 6 exons.
AGACCGAGUGGUUGGCGUCUUCCCUAAACCGAUAUUCACAACGAGUGGCACCAAACCAUUCCUCCUCCUCUCUGCCUUUUUCAAAUCCCAUCAAUUUCAGAUAAACAAUCCCCCCUUACUUUUCCUAAAUCCAAACCCCAAAAACUAUAUAAACAAAACCCCCUUUAUAAUUACCCACAAAUCAAAAACCAAAAUUAAUUUAAACUCCACAGCACUCAUCUCUCUCUCACUCCCACAAGCUCACCCUCAAAGCUCGCCGCCGGCCAUGACUCUCCAGCUCCAAGCUCCGUCGUUCGCCGCCACCAUUUCGUCUCUUGCUUCCCCUCUCAACCGCUCCACCCGCCGCUUCGUAAUUCGAGCUCAAGUUGAGCCAACAGAGAAGUCUGUUGAGAUUAUGAGGAAGUUUUCGGAGCAGUAUGCUCGGAAGUCCGGGACAUACUUCUGUGUUGAUAAGGGAGUCACUUCUGUUGUUAUCAAGGGAUUGGCAGACCACAAAGAUUCAUUGGGUGCUCCACUUUGCCCUUGUCGGCAUUACGAUGACAAACCGGCAGAGGCUGGCCAAGGCUUUUGGAACUGCCCCUGUGUUCCCAUGAGGGAAAGGAAGGAGUGCCACUGCAUGCUCUUUCUCACCCCUGAAAAUGAUUUUGCUGGAAAAGAACAGACAAUCACCUUAGAAGAGAUCAGAGAAUCCACGGCAAACAUGUAAUAAGCAUCAAUGUGUAUUGAGAAUUAUGUAUAAACUACCACUACUGUAUUUGUUACAAGGAAAAGAGUAAAGAGUUCAUGUUUUGAACGUCUCAAACCAGACUAUUUCUGAUC